AUGGUUAUGAAGGGGCGUGGCAAGUGGGCGUCUCCCGCUAACAGGAGACCUCGUUAUAGAACCACAGCUGUGAUGCACAGGGAUCUGUACAGUAAUGGGGACCAAAGAAAAUAUUCUCCUCCUAACAGAAGAGAGACUGAUUCAAACAGUGGCGUUUUGACCCAAGUCGGAAAGACGGUGUGGAAUUGCAUGUCCAGUAAGCUGACAGAGGCUGUUACAGAACUCCUAAAGGACAUCAGCGAGGCUUCUAGUAUCAACAACUGUUGGUACAGUGGACAAUAUGGGAGUUGCUUGUCAGCCAACCUUAGUACAGGGCCUGCAAGUCAUGUAGUCAACUUCAACAACGUGGUGUACCCAAAGCCAUGUGUAGCCCAGCAAGUGUCUACAACCAAAUGCAUUUCAACCGCCAUGUCAGAGGUCAGUAAGUAUGGCUGUGAGAGCAAAGUGGAGGAGAACCUCGGGAAGCUGAAGAGUUCCACUCUAUCAGAGGAGGAUCUAAAGGAGGCGUACUGUAGGGCCUCAGUGACAGCCUACAGCUGUAUUUUGUCAGUGGUGAAGUACUGUGACGUUACUGGGGGACCUAAGAUAAUGGACAGUCUAUCCAUGUUUAACAGAGUCCACACUGCUUGUUCAUCCUACCUGCCUGCCACCACUACUCCUAAAUCUACCGACUCUGACAUCGGUGGCAUUGGAGACCUCUUCCCAUCUGAUACAGAUGAUAAGGGAUCAAACGUGAACACUGCCUCCGCACCCAGUCACACAGAGUCCUUCAGAGCCUGCACAGCCACAGUUAUCUGCCUUGUUUUCAUGGUGUUUACUAUUGCUUAUUAA
Molecule: messenger RNA, 831 nt
Organism: Saccostrea echinata
Lineage: Eukaryota; Metazoa; Mollusca; Bivalvia; Ostreida; Ostreidae
Exons: 6
Coding region: 1-831 (276 amino acids)
Source: RefSeq, a predicted model, not a curated record